CUUACUGCCUUCCUCUCUCUCUCUCCUGUAGCAUCCGUUCAUCACGGCCGCCAAGCCAGUCACCAUCCUGAGAGACCUGAUCACUGAGUCCAUGGAGAUGAAGGCUAAGAGACAACAGGAGCAGCAGAGAGAGCUGGAGGAGGAGGACGACUCUGAAGAGGAGGUGGAAGUGGACUCCCACACCAUGGUGAAGUCUGGGUCAGAGGGGGCUGGCACCAUGAGAGCUACCAGCACCAUGAGUGACGGAGCUCAGACCAUGAUCGAGCACGGCAGUACCAUGUUAGAGGCAGACCUGGGAACCAUGGUCAUCAACAGUGAUGAGGAGGACAACGAUGAAGGCUCAAUGAGGAGACACCCCACCUCCCAGCAGGCCCUGAGACCCUCCUUCAUGGACUACUUUGACAAGCAGGACUCUAAGGUCCAACAGGAGAGCUAUAACCAUAACCGGCAGCAGGAACCAGGCUAUCACAUCAGCCAGGCUAAGAACGUCUUCCCUGACAACUGGAAAGUUCCGCAGGACGGAGACUUUGACUUU
This is a messenger RNA of Oncorhynchus gorbuscha (pink salmon), 535 nucleotides long. RefSeq names its product serine/threonine-protein kinase 3-like. The transcript has 3 exons. NCBI's taxonomy places the organism in Eukaryota, Metazoa, Chordata, Actinopteri, Salmoniformes, Salmonidae. The record is from RefSeq and is a predicted model, not a curated record. The annotation marks the transcript as partial.